Molecule: messenger RNA, 379 nt
Organism: Dentiscutata heterogama
Lineage: Eukaryota; Fungi; Glomeromycota; Glomeromycetes; Diversisporales; Gigasporaceae
Source: the annotation of a GenBank genome assembly
AAGUUGCUGGUAUCGUGGUUCGGGUGAAGAAUAUAACAUAAUAUGGCAAUGGGCUACUCUCUUCGGUUGGAUAUAUGCAUCCAUCAUAUAUUGUGCGAUCAUUGUUAUUAUGGUUAUUAAAAAACUUAGAUUUGUGAAAAAAGAAAUUGAUGAUGGUUUUGAUUCUAAUUCGACUACUCAUAUAUCCAAUUAUCCCACCUUAAUUAAUAAGACUGUGAUUACUUCUGUUGUCAGAAGGGUUAUCUUGUAUCCUGUGGUGCCACUGAUAGCUAAGUUUUGUAACUCUUUCGUUGAAACCUACGCUUAUAUUAAUCGUGCACUAUCCUAUCCUCUAUUUUUAUUUUGUUUCGUUGGCAUGUCACUUCAAGUUACAUAUAUG